ACCACCCAGCAGCUUCCUGAGUAUGGCGUUAUGUUCUACCGCGUGGGUCGUGAGAAGAAGCCAGUCAUCGGAGAGCUGAUCCUAGGAGUGUGUGCCAAAGGAGUCAUAGUGUAUGAAGUUAAAGAUAGCUCCCGCUCCACGAGUCAGACAUUCCACUGGCGGGAAACGGCCAGUAUUUCCUCCUCUGUGAGUAUCAUGCCUUUUAUGAUAAUGCAAAACUCUGUUUUUUCAUUGGAGUUGCACUUUAAUGAAGGGGAACUGAGGAAUGUUGAAAGUGAAUAUAUACUGAAUAUACUGAACAAAAAUAUAAACGCAACAUGCAACAAUUUCAAUCGUUUUACUGAGCUACAGUUCACAUAAGGAAAUCAGUACAUUUAAAUAAAUAAAUUAGGCCCUAAUCUAUGGAUUUCACAUUACUGGGAAUAAAGAUAUGCAUCUGUUGAUCACAAAUACCUUUUUUAAAAAAAGGUAGGGUGGAUCAGAAAACACAUCUCCUUUGCAUAGAGUUGAUCAGGCUGUUGAUUGUGGCCUGUGGAAUGUUGUCCCACUCCUCUUCAAUGGCUGUGUGAAGUUGCUGAUAUUAGCGGGAACUGGAAGACGAUGUAAUACAUGUCGAUCCAGAGCAUCCCAAACAUGCUCAAUGGGUGACAUAUCUGGUGAGUAUGCAGGCCAUGGACGAACUGGGACAUUUUCAGCUUCCAGGAAUUGUGUACAGAUCCUUGUGACAUGGGGCUGUGCAUUAUCAUGCUGAAACAUGAGGUGAUGGUGGCGGAUGAAUGGCACACCAAUGGGCCUCACGGUAUCUCUGUGCAUUCAAUUUGCCAUCAAUAAAAUGCAAUUGUGUUCAUUGUCCGUAGCUUAUGCCUGCCCAUAUAUCCAACCAGCCUAUGCGGUUGUGAGGCUGGUUGGACGUACUGCCAAAUUCUCUAAAACGACGUUGGAGGCAGCUUGUGGUAGAGAAAUUAACAUUAAUUUAUUUGGAAACAACUCUGGUGGACAUUCCUGCAGUCAGCAUGCCAAUUGCACGCUCCCUCAAAACUUGAGACAUCUGUGGCAUUGUGUUGUGUGACAAAACUGCACAUUUUAGUGUGGCCUUUUAUUGUCCCCAGCACAAGGUGCACCUGUGUAAUGAUCCUGCUAUUUAGCUUCUUGAUAUACCACACCUGUCAGGUGGAUGGAUUAUAUUGGCAAAGGAUAAAUGCUCACUAACAGGGAUGUAAACACAUUUGUGCACAAAAUUUGAGAGAAAUAAGCUUUUUGUGCGUGUGGAAAAUUUCUGGGAUCUUUUAUUUCAGCUCAUGAAACAUGGGACCAACACUUUGCAUGUUGCGUUUGUAUUUUUGUUCAGUGUAGAUGAAGCACAGUGAUAAUGCAUUCAUCUGUUGUAUAAAUAAACAAAAUAUCUGACAUUGUAUUCCCAUUUUAUAUGGUUGAAAGCGCAGUGAUAGACAUUUGGGUGACAACUAAACCAAAAUUCUGACAUUGUUUUUCCAUUAUAAUUUGGUUGUGCUUAGAUGGUUGAAAGCUUAAUGAUAACAAAUUGGAAAUUCAACUAACUUUUGGCUGUAUUUUUGAGUGGGUGAAUAUAGGUUGUAAUCUCAUUGAUCAAUGUCUCAAUCAAAUAUUACCGAAUUAUCCACGUUGAAAUUACAUGGUGUGCCCAGUGGGGUGUUUCAGAGCCAGUGGCGGUCGGUGCCAUUUAUGAAGAGGGAGUACGCAAUUUUGUAUUUAGGAUCAUGGCCUUUUUUCUAUUACCGCAUAUUGGAUGACUGUCAUUCAUAUUCCAUUCAUCCAGCUAAAUGUAACAUUGAUAGGUUUAGGCUACUACAUGAUACUAGAAUUUUACCUAUACCCAUCAUGAGGUUGCUACAAUGUAGCAUAUGAAUGAAAGUUGACAAUGUAGGUGCACAGGUCGAGAGAAAUUUGAGUAAUCAAGGUGACAGACAGUGACACAUUCAAUACCGCCUUGCACAAUCUUGCCUGCAUUUAGCUGAUCUAGGGUGUAAUCAUUAGUACAACAUUUGCAAACGAGAAUUUAUAUUGGACAAAUUCAGGUAUGUUUAUCCCAGUUUGGUUCCGUUUGCUCCGUUUAACAAAUGCUUUUCAACAGAAUCGGCGGAAAGACUACACCCCUGAUCACACACAGACACAGUUCACUUUCAAAGUAGCCAGAUUGUUAUAUAAUUCCUUGUCACAUCUAAACGCUCUCCUCCUCUCACUUUUUCCCUUUGCUUGUGGACUUCAGUGCACAACACAUCAGCUGUCUGUGACCAGGCGAAAAAACCUUUCCAAGCCGAACCUUCAUAUUAGAAACGCUAAUCGCUACACACAGCUUACAUAGUUGUCACCAUAUUAGCUAACGUCAAGUCAAGAACAUAGGUACUAGAACUAACGCGUUAGUAAACCCGCUACAAUCAUGCAGUACAGGGUACAAUUAGCAAACAGUUGAGCAAUUACACCGGCGGGCCUUGGUGGUAUUUAAAUUCAUAAAACCAAAAGCUGACCUUGACUUGGAAGAGUUCAAGUUCUGGAUAGCCAUAGCAAGCUAGGUAACAUGGCAUCCCUCUCUGUUUGAGCCGGGUGUUUGAGUAGGCUAAAUAACUGCAUUCACCAGCUAAGUAAGUGAAAGUGAUUUUUUAUAUAUAUAUAUAGCUCUCUCGCUCUUUUUCUCUCACUCGCUCUCUCUCUCUCUCGCUUCUCCUUCAUUUUAGAAAAAAAUUAUUUGUUAAAACUGUUCAACUAUUGUCUUUCUCUCUCUUUGAGUCAACUACUCCCCCCAAUUAAUGCACUUCAUUGCUAGCUAGCUGUAGCUUAUGCUUUCAGUACUAGAUUAAUUCUCUGAUCCUUUGAUUGGGUGGACAACAUGUCAGUUAGCUAGCUAGCUAAACAAUGAACAAUCCCAACUCAUGACAUUACUACCCUGCAUGAAUCUGAGAUACGAAUAAUAAGAUCAUACACGUAACGUUAGCUAGCGAGCCAGACAGCUAACAUUAGCUAGCUAGCUAACACUACACUUUAACUUGAAAUGAAACCACUUUCUGUCAAAAUUAGAAACGUGUAAUAUCUGAAAAUGUAGCUAGCUAGACAAUCUUACCCGUAUACAUCAUGCAUGGAUGGACGCGUCUCCCUGUCACGGAUGCCAUGGUUGCCCUUAGUUGGAAGAUGUAAUCCUGGAGACAGGUGUUUUCUCCAUCUCUUUAGCUAUCAUACUUUAAUUCCACUGAUUUCAAAACUCGAUCCUCCAGAAAGUGGAGAGCAACACUUAUGCAGCCCCACUAUACGAUACAUUUUAAAAAAAGCCGGGUUAGACAGGAUUACUUACUCAUACUGACCAGCUCAAAUAGACAGAAGCAUGCUAUAUGGCAGACCAACCUGAACUCCUCUCUCGGCAUGUCCAGCCCACUCAUUAUCUCAGCCAAUCAUGGCUAGUGGGAAGGUCGCUGUCUUUCUCUGUGGCUUAACCAACUAGCCUCGUAAUUAAAACAUUGUAUUCGUAUUUACAAAUGGCAUACAAGUUUGUUAUUAAGGCGCAUUUUGAUAAAAAAAGAAAUUGAAUGGCUCUCCUGUGAAGUAGUGACCUGUGACAUAUGUCUAGUUUCCUGAAACGAGUCACAUUUGUGCACAAAAUUAGAGACAAAUAAGCUUUUUGUGCAUUUGGAAAAUGUCUGUGAUCUUUUAUUUCAGCUCAUGAAACAUGGGACCAAUGUUCCCUCUAAUUAUUUUUGGCACUGAGCACAUUUCAGAUCUGCUGAGCACAAACAUGAACUUUGUGAAAUUUCUGUGCAACUUCCAGAGAACGUUUACUGUGAACGCUGAGGCUGUACCCGCUUUAAAUUAUACUUUUAACAUUGGCCAAGUAAGCUACUGUGGCAUUUGAUCAUAAUGUAGGCCUACCAGAGUGGCCUACCAUCAAAAACAAUGUAGAAAAUGCAUCCCAUAACAUUUUAACAUGAAAAUAGCUGUUCUAUCAGCCUACAGUAGCAGCCAAUGUGUGGUGUUCAAUGUAGGCCUACAUUCCAUGAGACUUUUGAAAAAACAUGCAGGGCUUGACAUUAACCUGUUCAUCCACUUGUCCUUUCAGAUAAGGAGGUGACUGAAAAUGUUUUUGUGCUGUUUGAUGCAACAAACCACUUUACAAAAUUAAAUGUAUUAUUAUUCCCAUACCAUUAUUACAGUGAAUCAGACAAAUGAUGCUACCCUCUGCCUAUUGGCUACUUAGCUUAUUCAAGCCUGUCUCAAAAUACAACACUGCCCCUUUAAGAAAAAAAAGCUCUUUACCUGACUCGCAUUUCAAAGAUGUCUAGAAAUGUACAUGUUUUGUGGUCUUGUAGGAAGCAAUCACUCCCCUAUUGCUGACUACAAAUUAUCUAUAACUGGGCUAAUAACUCACUAACUAGCAAAGGAUAUGGACAAAAUGUGCACAAGUGGCUACAUGCAGCUCUUGCUUUGAUCUCAAAAUAAGCGCUUCUACUCACGACCACAGCUGUAAACACAGUCCAGUUCAAAGUAAAUGGCACAGAUCCAUAUAUGGCAAUGGUCUAUUUGCAUAUAGGCCUACUGCAGCUCUGAUUGGUUCUGCUGCCGGUCUUUGUAGAGUAAGGACUGAGCUGUGCUCAAUAGAAUCCUACUCCAAUGCAUUCUGCAUACAACAAAAUCUCUUGCAUAGUUGGUUUUGUUUCGGUAUGUUGCAUUGAAAGUGGCUAAUACUGCAUUAAUUCGAUAACAAUUGCCACAGUAAAGGGAAACGUUGAUAGUGUUAACAGGCAAAACUCUAGAAAGUUGAGUGAAGUUCAAUGUCAUGUUUCUCUCCCUGGGCUGAUAGUUCUUCCGGGAGGCAGUAUAGGGACUACUGCACGCCAGUACGCAGCUUAGAGGGAACAUGUUGCGUUUACAUUUUUGUUCAGUGUAGUUGAAUAUAAAGAUUUUGUAGCUGUUGUUGUUUUGUUGGCUUGUUAUGUCUGUAAAUGGCUUAACCCCUCCUCUCUGUCCUACCACAGCACCGUAAAUUUGUCAUCGAGAGCAGAGGGAGCAAGAAAAAGCACACCUUAGUCACAGAGAGAUCCAAGACGGCCACGUACCUGUGCAACCUCUGUUCUGCCCAGCACAAGUUUCACAAUGAGAUGAACUCUCGUCAGCUCAGCCACAGUCUGGCUUCAGGUUAGAACCUUUCAUGCCAUCAUAACUGGCCUUGGGCCAAAAGCUUUUCCUGGUUAGGUAACAUAGUCAAGAAAAACUCCUGGCCCCAACCAUAACCACCACUACUACUACAUUCCUGUUAAUACCAUCCCAGAGACAACUUUUUCUGAUUUUAUACAGUUUGUGUCCUGUUCUUGGUGAAUCUUAGCAUUACUUUUUGCCAGACUCUUCAGCCAUACAGGUAGCAAGCUAUACACUGAGUGAACAAACAUUAGGAACACCUGCUCUUUCCAUGACAUAGACUGACCAGGUGAAUCCAGGUAAAAACUAUGAUCCAUUUUUGAUUAACUUGUUAAAUCCACUUAAAUCAGUGUAGAUGAAGGAGAGGAGACAGGUUAAAGAAUGAUUUUUAAGCCUUGAGACAAUUGAGACAUGGAUUAUGUAUGUGUGCUAUUCAGAAAGGGAAUGAGCAAGACAAAAGAUUUAAGUGCCUUUGAACGGGGUAUGUAUGGUAGUAGGUGCCAGGCACAACAGUUUGAGUGCAUCAAGAACUGCAACGCUGCUGGGUUUUUCAUGCGCAACAGUUUCCUGUGUGUAUCAAGAAUGGUCCACUACCCAAACAACAUCCAGCCAACUUGACACAACUGUGGGAAGGGUUGGAGUCAACAUGGGCCAGCAUCCCUGUGGAACGCUUUUGACACCUUAGAGAGUCCGUACCCCAACGAAUUGAGACUACUGUUCUGAGGGCAAAAGAGGGGUGCAACUCAAUAUUAGGAAGGUGUUCCUAAUGUUUUGUACACUCAGUGUAUAUCCCGCUGUUGUACCAUGUGGGCUCAUUGAUAGGGCAAACAGGGAAAUAUUGUGAUUAUAGUACAGUUAUUAGAGUAAUUUGCACAGUUAUUAGAUCUACAUUUACACAUAUCUUGAUUUCACUGUAGCCACUUUUGACCACCCAUGACUUGAACUUAAGAGCCCUUUCUCUUUCCAGAGGAGAGCAUAGUGCAGUAUGCGGCAGUGUGUCGGGCUCAGAACAGCCACAGCCAGAUGAACAGCCAGAUGAACAGCCAGAUGAGCCAGUGCUCUGUCUCUGAGACCAUACGGACAGACAGCGGUCUGAACACACCGCAGGACGACUCCAUGACCAAACUGUGUGAUGACAUUGCCGCCAAAAUCGAGGCGCGAGUCAAACAGCAGCGUGUCCUCCACGAGCAGGGGUAGGAGAGAUGGAGAGCAUAAAAUUAUUAUUUCUUUCUAUAUACUGUGCAUACCUUUUCUUUCAUUUCUUGCAUCUUUUAAGUAUCUUUAUAUGUCUUUCAUCUAAUGUUUGUAAGCCAUUUCUCCCUGUAUCAUUUCCAGCAGAGGGAGACCAUUGUCUGGGAACCUGUCUCCAGCCCUGUCUCGUGGGUCUGGGAAGUGUGGGUCUGAGGCCCCCUCCAUGUCUUCAGCAGCCAGAGGUAUGGAUAGAUUAUCAGCCCCUAAGAAAAUGAAAACCUCUUAACACUGGGUAAUCAGGGACAGGAUCAAGAGCUGACAAUCUGGAAGCGUUCCGAGGCCUUGCACCGUGAGGAAGACAUCCUAGCAACAGCCAUAGUAGUCUAUCAUUAUCAUCCGAAGAGAUGGCAUACAGGUUUCUUUUGAGGUGGUUAAUGUAAUUUGAUAUCAGAUAGCUGUGGUACUUUUGUCAAUAGAUGUUUUUUUGUGUUCAAUAGAUACCCUAACGAAGAGUGUCAUACCAGAGAGAGAAGUAAUUUGUGUGUCCUUAAAGAAAGUCCCGAAGCUCGGCGUAGGUGAGUAUAUCGUUAACAGCAUUGAGUCAUAUAUCCAUUAAAGGACAUGUUUUAGAGUAGAGCUACAUUGAAAAGUUGAAAGGCAAUCCUUUUAUUUGUUCAGGUAUUGUGAUAGUUGGAGAAGACACGGUGGGGAAGUACGACCUGGGUAUCUUCAUAGCAUCCAUCGUGCCGGGAGGACCAGCGGAUAAAGAUGGCCGCAUCAGACCAGGUAGGUGACCAGGCUUUAUUUCCAGGCUUCUCCUCACAAAGCUCACACUGGAUUAUGACGUCUGGUCUGGCUACACAAAACGUGUGAAUAAUAGCCUUGCAUGCCAGGUUUCUAGGCUUUCUAAGCUCUUAUUUGAGCUUUGUCUGUUGACACACUGCUGGUUAAUUAACUAAGACUAGGGCCUUGUCUAGAUACAAACCUCAGUCCCUUUUCUUAUCCCCUGCUUUUAUGAUGUUUACAAAUCUGAAUGAAUUGGAUAGGGGCUAAGGGAAAGGGCUAACUGUUGAUUCUGGACCAGGACUAAGUGGCUACCAACAACAAGAUUAUUUAUAUUUACAUUAAAUAUAAAAGUGAAACCUGAUAUAUGAAAUGUUAUGGUUAUGUUCUCCCUCAGGUGGGCGUCUGAUCUCUCUGAACCACACCAGUCUGGAGGGCGUGACCUUCAGUGAGGCUGCAGAGAUUAUGCAGAACAGCCCAAUGGAGGUCACACUCAUCGUGUCCCAGCCCAAAGGUACUGGAUUUGUUUGUGUGUCUCUGCUCUGUUCAGGAUCAUUUACACCACUGUUUUAGUGCUAAACUGUAUUUUUUAAGUAGAUGUGAAACUUGUUGACUUUUCAGCUAGACACUUUAGUUAGACCUCCAAAUGCUUAAGCUACUGGAAUUUGAAUUGUUUGUCCUCUGUAAAACUUCACUACAGUACAUACCACCAGAGGAGGCUGGUGGGAGGAGCUAUAUGAGGACGGGCUCAUUGUAACGGCUGGAAUGAAGUAAAUGAAACGGUAUCAAACACGUCACAUGUUCCAUUCCAGCCAUUACAAUUAGCCCGUCCUCCUAUAGGUCCUCCCACCAGCCUCCUCUGAUACAUACUGUACAUGGCCAAAGGUUUCCAUGACUUUCGUUAUUAGUUGAUCAUUCAUCUGUUUGUGUUUUUGUGUUUUUUUUACAGUUUCCUUGACACCCAACAAUGUGAGAUCUCCGCUAUUGAAGAACUACGAGUCCCAGACCACUUUGAUGACUGAUGUGCGCUCUACAGAGGACAACCUGGAUGAGAUCGUGUCUGUCAUGUUGACUCCAAAGACUGGCAGUAGACUGCAACUCCCUGACGUACGCAUCCUCAAUGUUCAGGUAACCAAUGGCUACUGACCAUCAUCUUUUCCAUAUUACAGACAAUACUGUGAAUACCGCAUGUGCUUAGAUUCAGGAAAAGUGAAGCCUUUUGUGUGAUUGACAAUCGUUUUGAUUUUGUCUACAAACAAGACAAAGAACAUUAGCAAUCAACUCUACAUAAUGUCCAUUAAAUCUGAUGAAAGAAUAGAACAAUUACAAUACAAUACAGCCAUUCUUGUGAAUUGAAGCAUUCAUUUUAAUUGUAUCAUUAACUCUUAUCCCCUAUAAAUUUUCCAGGAUGGCUGCUCCAGGGCUCCUUCCAUGAACUGCUUCAGGGGUGAUGAGAUCUCUGUGGAGCUGAAGAAGAAAGCUGGAGGUUUAGGGAUCAGUAUCGCUGUGAGUUAACUCACCAAACCUGCUGUUUCACACAUAACUCCCUUGGACAGUGCCAGAGAUUACUGUUAUACACAUGAUAUAACCUCAGACUGAGGCUAGAGAGGCCAUUUCCCAUGCAAUACCCCAAGAGAGGGUCAGACAAGCCCCCAUUUCCUCCCCAACAUCUGAUCUGAGAUCAGUGGUCUCACACCAGAGUUAUCAGCAAAGGGUGUAUUUCCUGGUAGGCGGGAGAGGGAAGGACCUACUGUAUUUAAGUCUAUGGGGUGUACAGAUGAGUUGACCACACCUCUCUGGACAGGAAGUCAGCUGUCCUCUAUGUCUCUGGGUAAUCCCUCAGACCCCUGGGGUUAAUCACCUUGGAGAGGGAGGGCCUGCAGCUUGGAGCCUGCCUGCUUACCGGACAUUACAGUAGCCUACAGUAAAGCCCAGCUGUGUGUGAGUGUGUGAGUGAAAGAGAGACCCAACCCCUGUCUGUUACCUAACAGCCUGUGACAGGUCAACUUCAACAGGCUACGUGAGUUACUCACCACUCACAAGGCAGGUGCAAGCUAUUCUAGAUGUUGUUGGGAUAGGGUAUCGUAGGUAUCUGUUUAACAGUAAAGUACACUAACCCUUAUUUCAAUGGGAAUACUAUGAGCCCUGAUAAAUGGUCCAUUAAUGGGCACACACAACAUUCACAUACUAAUACAACAUAAACACGCAGAAAGAGAGAGAGAGAGAGAGAGAGCGAGAGAGAGAGAGAGAGAGAGAGAGAGAGAGAGAGAGAGAGAGAGAGAGAGAGAGAGAGAGAGAGAGAGAGAGAGAGAGAGAGAGAGAGAAAGAGAGAGAGAGAGAGACAGACACAAUGAGAAAAGAUAGGUACUUAGGAGGUCGUUCCUUCUCUUGCUAGAACAAAAGAUGUACUUACUACCUACCGACCUGGUACCGACGAACCUGCAGUUUCUACUUGUAGAACCGCCCUGCUUGUCAGUGGCAGACACUUGACUUUGAGCCAAUCAGAGAGCCCGAAACUCCACGUGGGGGAGCCGACAGGAGUGACAAGAAAACUGAAAAAAGAGGGCACUUUUCCCAGUGUAAUCCACCCCCUUUUCAUCAGAAUUGUUCAAACUAAAAGAGUAAAGCUGCAUAAUGCAUUGUGAUGUAAUCAUAAUGUUGCUAGGUACGCUAGUUAUCUAGUUGUGGCCAUCUGGUUACUGGGCUUACUACAAAUUGUAGCUAGUUAGCAACAACAUUAGCGCAGCUUGAUAGUUAGCUAACAUUACCUAUCUACCGCAGGCACAAGCCAAACAUAGCUUAAGAAAUCUACUGCCAUCUUGUGGUCUGGAGUAUUUAAUGAGGCUGAUUGACGGUUGAUCUGUGCUAUGUGAACAACAAAUAGUCAGUAUCCUUGGUGUGUCUUCUCAUUCUCAUUAUGCCUGGCCAUGAUUCUGAUGAUGUGAAGGGGGAUCAGGGAUGAGAGCACACGCCUGGUGUGUCUGUUGGCAGACAUUCUAUUUCUUUACCUCCUUCGUGUGAGAAACAGAGAGAGUGUAAGAUCUUAUAACCUGAUAAACAUACAUUAUUCCUUUUAAUCAUCCCUCUAAUUUAGAAGCCUGAGUGGGGGGAUCUUAUUAUAUUGAUAUGAAAAAAUAUGAGGAGUUAACCCUUUAUAGUACAUUAUCAUUAAUGUCAAUUACAUUUUACAUUACAUUUCAGUCAUGUAGCAGACGCUCUUAUCCAGAGCGACUUACAGUUAGGGCAUUUAUCUUAAGAUAGCUAGGUGGGACAACCACACAUCUCAGUCAUAGUAAGUACAUUUUUCCUCAAUAAAGUAGUUAUCACUAAAGUCAGUACCAGUAGGAAAAUAAAAUUAAACAAUUACAUUGCUGCUUCAGCUAUUAGUCAGACAUGCAAAUGUUAUUGAUGGUGUAUAUUGAUAAACUUACAUUUCCAUCGAGACUGUUAUGUUGUUGGAUAAUAACCUUGUGUUUCUGGUUUGUCAGGGUGGUGUGAACACAGGCCUGCGUCAUGGCGGUGUCUUCAUCAAAAGCCUAGUCUGUGGUGGGGCUGCUGAGCAAGAUGGCCGCAUCCAGUCAGGUACAGUAUGAUGCUGAACAAGCUCUAUUAUUUUACAGUGAAGCACCUGGAACAAUAAUGACACUAAAAGAGCAUUACACUGGAUUAUUGCAGCACAAAUUUAAUUUACACUGAACAAAAAUAUAAACGCAACAUGUAAAGUGUUGGUCCCAUGUUUCAUGAGCUGAAAUAAAAGAUCCCAGACAUUUUCCAUAUGCACAAAAAGCUUAUUUCGCUCAAAUUCUGUGCACAAAUUUGUUUACAUCCCUGAUAGUGAGCAUUUCUCCUUUGCCAAGAUAAUCCAUCCACCUGACAGGAAUGGCAUAUCAAGAAGAUGAUUUAACAGCAUGAUCAUUACACAGGUGCACCUUGUGCUGGGGACAAUAAAAGGCCACUCAUGUCUCAAGUAUUGAGAGAGCGUGCCAUAGGCAUGCUGACUGCAGGAAUGUCCGCCAGAGCUGCUGCCAGAUAAUUUCUCUACCAACGUCGUUUUAGACAAUUUGGCAGUACGUCCAACUGGCCUCACAACCGCAGACCACGUGUAUGGCGUCGUGUGGGCGAGCGGUUUGCUGAUGUCAACGUUGUGAACACAGUGCCCCACGGUGGCAGUGGGGUUAUGGUAUGGGCAGUCAUAAGCUACGGACAAUGAACACAAUUGCAUUUUAUCUAUGACAAUUUGAAUGCACAGAAAUACCGUGACGAGAUCCUGAGGCCCAUUGUGAGGCCCAUUUUUUUGUAAGGUAACUUUGACCAACAGAUGCAUACAGUGGGGAAAAAAGUAUUUAGUCAGCCACCAAUUGUGCAAGUUCUCCCACAAAAAGAUGAGAGAGGCCUGUAAUUUUCAUCAUAGGUACACGUCAACUAUGACAGACAAAUUGAGAAGAAAAAAAUCCAGAAAAUCACAUUGUAGGAUUUUUAAUUUAUUUAUUUGCAAAUUAUGGUGGAAAAUAAGUAUUUGGUCAACAACAAAAGUUUCUCAAUACUUUGUUAUAUACCCUUUGUUGGCAAUGACACAGGUCAAACGUUUUCUGUAAGUCUUCACAAGGUUUUCACACACUGUUGUUGGUAUUUUGGCCCAUUCCUCCAUGCAGAUAUCCUCUAGAGCAGUGAUGUUUUGGGGCUGUCGCUGGGCAACACAGACUUUCAACUCCCUCCAAAGAUUUUCUAUGGGGUUGAGAUCUGGCGACUGGCUAGGCCACUCCAGGACCUUGAAAUGCUUCUUAUGAAGCCACUCCUUCGUUGCCCGGGCGGUGUGUUUGGGAUCAUUGUCAUGCUGAAAGACCCAGCCACGUUUCAUCUUCAAUGCCCUUGCUGAUGGAAGGAGGUUUUCACUUAAAAUCUCACGAUACAUGGCCCCAUUCAUUCUUUCCUUUACACGGAUCAGUUGUCCUGGUCCCUUUGCAGAAAAACAGCCCCAAAGCAUGAUGUUUCCACCCCCAUGCUUCACAGUAGGUAUGGUGUUCUUUGGAUGCAACUCAGCAUUCUUUGUCCUCCAAACACGACGAGUUGAGUUUUUACUAAAAAGUUCUAUUUUGGUUUCAUCUGACCAUAUGACAUUCUCCCAAUCCUCUUCUGGAUCAUCCAAAUGCACUCUAGCAAACUUCAGAUGGGCCUGGACAUGUACUGGCUUAAGCAGGGGGACACGUCUGGCACUGCAGGAUUUGAGUCCCUGGCGGCGUAGUGUGUUACUGAUGGUAGGCUUUGUUACUUUGGUCCCAGCUCUAUGCAGGUCAUUCACUAGGUCCCCCCGUGUGGUUCUGGGAUUUUUGCUCACCGUACUUGUGAUCAUUUUGACCCCACGGGGUGAGAUCUUGCGUGGAGCCCCAGAUCGAGGGAGAUUAUCAGUGGUCUUGUAUGUCUUCCAUUUCCUAAUAAUUGCUCCCACAGUUGAUUUCUUCAAACCAAGCUGCUUACCUAUUGCAGAUUCAGUCUUCCCAGCCUGGUGCAGGUCUACAAUUUUGUUUCUGGUGUCCUUUGACAGCUCUUUGGUCUUGGCCAUAGUGGAGUUUGGAGUGUGACUGUUUGAGGUUGUGGACAGGUGUCUUUUAUACUGAUAACAAGUUCAAACAGGUGCCAUUAAUACAGGUAACGAGUGGAGGACAGAUGAGCCUCUUAAAGAAGAAGUUACAGAUCUGUGAGAGCCAGAAAUCUUGCUUGUUUGUAGGUGACCAAAUACUUAUUUUCCACCAUAAUUUGCAAAUAAAUUCAUUAAAAAUCCUACAAUGUGAUUUUCUGGAGAAAAAAAAUCUCAAUUUGUCUGUCAUAGUUGACGUGUACCUAUGAUGAAAAUUACAGGCCUCUCUCAUCUUUUUAAGUGGGAGAACUUGCACAAUUGGUGGCUGACUAAAUACUUUUUUCCACACUGUAUCUGUAUUCCUAGUCAUGUGAAAUCCUUAGAUUAGGGCCUAAUUAAUUUAUUUCAAUUGAGUCGAUGUGCCCUUGAGCAAGGCACUUAACCCUAAUUGCUCCUGUAAGUCGCUCUGGAUAAGAGCGUCUGCUAAAUGACUAAAAUGUAAAAUGGAAUAAUGUAACUCAGUAAAAUAUUUGAAAUUGUUGCAUGUUGCGUAUAUAUAUUUGUUCAGUAUAGAUUAGAGUGAGAUUAUGAAUCGGCAGUGUGUGUAUGCGUGCAUUUGUUUGUGCACAUCUAACAGGUGACAGACUGCUGGAAGUGGAUGGCAUCAGGUUUCAAGGGUUCACACAUCAGCAGGCUGUGGAAUGUCUGGCGAAAACAGGAGAGGUAAAGGAACAUCAAUAUUUCAGCUGCAACACCAGGGCAGGGCAACACCAUCAUAGCUUUGCUGAUUAUGUGCCAUUUGUCUUAUGCAAUGUGUAUGUAUAUUGUGACGAAACUUUGACUGUCUUAACAAUGGAACUCUAGUAGGCUCUUUGGUAUCACAUGCACAUACUGUACAGUGUCUUGCAAAAGUAUUCAUCUCCCUUGGCGUUUUUCCUAUUUUGUUGCAUUACAACCUGUAAUUUAAAUUGAUUUUUAUUUGGAUUUCAUGUAAUGGACAUACAUAAAAUAGUCAAAAUUGGUGAAGUGAAAUGAAAAAAAUAACUUGUUUCAAAAAUGUAUAAAAGAUAAAUAACGGAAAAGUGGUGCAUGCAUAUGUAUUCACCCCCUUUGCUAUGAAGUCCCAAAAUAAGAUAUGGUGCAACCAAUUACCUUCAGUAGUCACAUAAUUAGUUAAAUAAAGUCCACCUGUGUGCAAUCUAAGUGUCACAUGAUCUGUCACAUGAUCUCAGUAUAUAUACACCUGUUCUGAAAGGCCCCAGUGUCUGCAACACCAGUAAGCAAGGGGCACCACCAAGCAAGCGGUACCAUGAAGACCAAGAAGCUCUCCAAACAGGUCAGGGACAAAGUUGUGAAGAAGUACAGAUCAGGGUUGGGUUAUAAAAAAAUAUCAGAAACUUUGAGCAUCCCACGGAGCACCAUUAAAUCCAUUAUUAAAACAUUGAAAGAAUACGGCACCACAUAAAAACCCACCAAAACUCACAGACCAGGCAAGGAGGGCAUUAAUCAGAGAGGCAACAAAGAGACCAAAGAUAACCCUGAAGGAGCUGCAAAGCUCCACAGCAGAGAUUGGAGUAUCUGUCCAUAGGACCACUUUAAGCCGUACAUUCCACAGAGCUGGGCUUUACAGAAGAGUGGCCAGAAAAAAGCCAUUGUUUAAAGAAAAAAAUAAGCAAACAGGUUUGGUGUUCGCCAAAAGGCAUGUGGGAUGCUCCCCAAACAUAUGGAAGAAGGUACUCUGGUCAGAUUAGACUAAAAUUGAGCUUUUUAGCCAUCAAGGAAAAUGCUAUGUCUGUCGCAAACCCAACACCUCUCAUCACCCCGAGAACACCAUCCCCACAGUGAAGCAUGGUGGUGGCAGCAUCAUGCUGUGGGGAUAUUUUUCUUCGGCAGGGACUGGGAAACUGGUCAGAAUUGAAGGAAUGAUGGAUGGCUCUAAAUACAGGGAAAUUCUUGAGGGAAACCUGUUUCAGUCUUCCAGAGAUUUGAGACUGGGACGAAGGUUCACCUUCCAACAGGACAAUGACCCUAAGCAUACUGCUAAAGCAACACUCGAGUAGUUAAAGGGGAAACAUUUAAAUGUAUUGGAAUGGCCUAGUCAAAGCCCAGACCUCAAUCCAAUUGAGAAUCUGUGGUAUGACUUGAUUGUUGAAAGAUUGCUGUACACCAGCGGAACCCAUCCAACUUGAACGAGCUGGAGCAGGUUUGCCUUGAAGAAUGGGCAAAAAUCCCAGUGGCUAGAUGUGCCAAGCUUAUAGAGACAUACCCCAAGAGACUUGCAGCUGUAAUUGCUGCAAAAGGUGGCUCUACAAAGUAUUGACUUUGGGGUGGUGAAUAGUUAUGCACGCUCAAGUUUUCUGUUUUUUUUUGUUUUAUUUCUUGUUUGUUUCACACAUAAAAAUAUUUUGCAUCUUCAAAGUGGUAGGCAUGUUGUGUAAAUCAAACGAUACAACCCCCCAAAAAAUCAAUUUUAACUCCAGGUUGUAAGGCAACAAAAUAGGAAAAAUGCCAAGGGGGGUGAAUACUUCCACAAGCCACUGUAUGUUUGUCUAAUUAAGACUGCAGAACUGGCAGCAUACAAGCUUACAACAUAACACAUGAACUGGCAUGACACUUUCUCCCACGGGUGUCCAAACAAAGCUAACCCAAGGCCACACCUCCAACAAGCCACACCUCAAGAUCCUCUAAUAUGCUGCCGCCGCUACAUUGCCCCAACCUUAGGGGUCAGGCUUCCCAGACAACGCCGAAAUCCAACACAAAGUCCUGAAACCUGGACGGGGCUCUUCGUCGGCGGUGUCUUGGUUGCCAUUGGUGGGUGCCAUCCUAACCUCGAGAUGGAAGCCUUCUGCGACGGCACCCUGAUGGCCGCGGGUGAGUCCCAUUCUGAACCUUGCCCCUCGAAUGAGGAAACCGCUGCGUUUUCCGAUGGUCCAGGGCUGGGAAGAGGAGUAACCACCUCCUUGUCCUCUCUUUCCUGAUCUUAAUGAAGGACCACAACUGGUCCACGAGUCCGAAGCUGGAUGCGGUACACCACGUCAGAAAUUAGUUCCAGAACCAUGCAUGGGCCUUCCCAGUGGCACAUGAGUUUUGGGCUCAGACCACGCUUGUGCCGAGGGCUGUACACCCACACUUCUUGGCCAGGCUGGAAUGGCUGACCUCAACAAUGGGUGUCGUAUGCCCUCUUCUGUUUGACCCCUGCUUCAGUCAAGUCAUUGCAUGCAAAGUUGUGGGCUGUGUCCGGGCACUGCUGAAGGUGGUGGAGGUACUCCAAGUCCACUGGAGUGUGCAGUUCUCUGCCAAACAUCAGUGCUGUUCGGGUGCAGCCAGUGGACUCCUGCACUGCUGACUGAUAAGCCCACAAGACCAAUGGCAGAUGUCGGUCCCAGUCCUUCUGGUGGUUGGAGGUGAGAGUGACCAGCUGUAUCGCCAAAGUCUGAUUAAACAGUUCGACGAGCCCGUCGCUUUGGGGAUGCAGGGGGGUGGUCCUUGUCUUGCAUACCCCCAGCUUCUCAUAUAAUUUGUUGAAUACCUUAGCUUCAAAAUGUCUCCCCUGAUCGCUUUGGAGUUCUUCCGGUACUCCAAACUGGCAGAACAUCUCCUCCACCAGCUUGGUGGCAGUGGUUGUGGUGCCCUGGUCGAGGACCGCGUUGGCCUUGGGGAAAGGACCCAGGAUGUCCACACCAACCCGCUUCAUGGGGGCCCCCACCUGUUAUUGCUGCAACAGGGCAUGGGAGCGUCCAGUUGGUCCUUUGUGGACAGUACAGGUGUCACAGGCAUGCACAUACUGUUCCGUGUCUUGACGGCAGCCAGCUCAGUAGAGUUUCCUCCAGAGGCGGUGGAAGGUAUUUUUAUGCCCGAAGUGGCCUCCCCCACCUACCCAUGGACAGCUCUGACACGCAUGGAACGAGGCACAGCCACUGCCACACCACAGAGUUACGUGUUGGUUCCCUCCAUCUUCGAAACAGCAACCCAUAUGAAUGGCAAGGUUGUCCCACUGUGAAUAGUAGGCCUUGGCUUCAAGGCACAGGGGUGAGACUCUGUUCCAGGCAGGCCGCUGGUCGGUCUCCAACCAGCCCCGAACAGUUGCCAACACCGGGUCACCUUCCUGCUCCCUCUUCAGGUCUUGGUCAUUCCAGGUCUCCAAGGGUGCUGAGCUCCUGUCUGCUGCCUGAAUUUCCACCACUGUGGGCAGGAAACCAUCUUUAUGUGUGGGCAGUGCUUGCAGUCUUCCUCUUCACACGGCCAGCGAGACAACGCAUCAGCGUUUGUGUGGAGACGACCAGCCCGGUGCUACAUCUGGUAGUCUCACUUCUGUAACUCUUCUAUCCAAGGAGCCACCUGGACCUGUGGUUCUCAGAAGUUGAAGAGCCAGGUGAGUGAGGCAUGGUCAGUACGAAGGAGGAACUGGGUCCCGUAGAGGUCGAGUCAGAAAUGGUGGUGUGCGUUGUCCACAGCCAACAACUCUCGCCGGGUGACACAGUAGUUAACCUCGACACGGUUGAGGCUCCGACUGUAUAAGGCCACCACUUAUUACCUAUCAAGCCCCUCCUACAAAAGAACAGCCUCAAUGCCCACAUCUGUGUCCACGAUGAAUGGGUGCUGGGGGUUGGGGUUUGCCAGGACUGGAGCCUUGGUAAGGGCCUCUCGCAGUUCAGCGAAUGCAGCCGCACAGUCCUCAUUCCAGUCGAACCACUGGUCCUUGUUUGUAUGGCGGUGCAAAGGGAUGGCUGCUGUUGCAAAGUCCUUGAUGAACCUCUGGUAGUAAGAAGCUAGGUCAACUAAGCUUCUCAACUCAGAGAGGUCCUUGGAGGUCGACCAGUGCUGAACCCACACCACCUUGGCUGGGUCAGUUACGACUCUGUCUGCCCCGAUGACUUGGCAUAGGAACUUGACCUCCCGCUGAAAUAGGUGACACUUCUUGGGGUGGAGCUCAAGUCCUGCCUGCCGGAUGGCAAGUGGAACCUCACACAAAUUCGCCAGAGAUCCCUGGAAGUCCGCUGCAUGCACAAGGAGGUCAUCCAGGUAGAUCACACACUUGUUGCGGGGGAUUGUGGCCAGCACUUGCUCCAUAAGACACGGAGCAUUGCAGAGCCCGAAGGGCAUCACAGUGAACUGCCACAGUCCUUGUCCAAUCGAGAAAGCGGUCUUUGACCUGGCUUCAAGGGCAAGCUACACUUGCAAAUAACCGCUGCGGAGAUCAAGGGAACUGAACCACCGUCACCCUGUGAUGUAGUCCAGUGCAUCUAUGUGUGGGAGGGGAUAGGAAUCCUUCCUGGUCACAUAGUUCAGCUGCCUGUAGUUUGCACAGAAGCGCCAUGAGCCAUCCUUCUUGACAAGGACUACAGGGGCCACCCAAGGGCUGUUGGAUGGCUCAAUGAACCCUGUCUCUGCCAUCUCUUGGAUAUUUCAUUUCAUUUCAUUUCAUUUAAGUCAUUUAGCAGACGCUCUUAUCCAGAGCGACUUACAGUUAGUGAGUGCAUACAAUAUUAUUUUAUUUUUUUCAUACUGGCCCCCGUGGGAAUCGAACCCACAACCCUGGCGUUGCAAACGCCAUGCUCUACCAACUGAGCUACAUCCCUGCCGGCCAUUCCCUCCCCUACCCUGGACGACGCUGGGCCAAUUGUGCGCCGCCCCAUGGGUCUCCCGGUCGCGGCCGGCUACGACAGAGCCUGGAUUCGAACCAGGAUCUCUAGUGGAACACUGCGCCACUCGGCGCCCAUAUUCUGCUCCACUACCUCUCUCUUCUCCAGUGGCAAGUAAAUGGAUAGGUGCUGCGUCACCAAUGUUGAUAGAGUGCUGGACCAGACUGGUUCUCCGGCAGUCUACAUCUCAUGCUGCAAAGACAUCCACAAACUUUGCAAGCAGUGCUUCCAACUUGUCCUGCUGCUCAGGCUCCAGCUCUUCUGAACACCUUUUCCCUAGUUCCCGCACAGCUUGCCGGAUAGCUUCCGAAGGUACAUCCACUGUGCCACUGCUCACCUGCUGGGGCACACUCACCUCUUCGGGGGGCUUCAGCUGCUCCUUCUCAUCUAGAGGAAGGAUCUUUGUGGGACUGUCUGCCGAGUCAUGUGCGACUGACGUUGUCUUCUUCUACUGCUCCUAAAUUCCAUCACAGAGUCUUUAAUCUGGAGUAUCCGUGAUCCAACAUCUAAGCAUGCCCCUGCUUGACUGAGGAAAUCCAACCCUAGGAUGUAGUCAUCUUGGAUAUCGGCCAACCAUAACUUGUGCUCCAACGAGACAUUGCCGACUCUCACCGAUAAGGUCCACCGGCCCUUCAUGUCCACAAGCUCCCUUGUCACAGUGUGAAGACAUACUGAGGUAGGGAUCCAACCCGGAGGGGAGGGGGCCACUGUGUCUGGAAGAACAACAUACGGAACAAGGGAUAUAAUGGAAACAGUGUCAAUCAACACCUAGCAGGCCUCACCGCUGAUGCUGCAUGGAAGGUAGAGGCUCUGCGUCUGGCCCAAACAACCAACUUGAUGUUCCGGCUCAACAAGGGGGUCAGGGGACUGGGAUGAUGCUCCCCUCACUUCAUCACCCCCCUGGCGUUUUAUGUCGACUCAAGGGCGGGCAAGGGCUGAGGUGGGGCUUCACAGUGGUGAGCAAUGUGGCCUUUCUGCCCACAGUGGAAACAGAUCAUCUCAGACUGGCUUUGACCUCUCGAAGUGGACCGUAGUAGAGUCCACUGCCGGUGCUCCACUUUGGCUUUGCAGACUACCUCAUCUGAGUCACUCUUGGUCUCCACCUCCGUUUCUACCCACAUUGUCCUUGGGAUAACCCAACUCUCUGGGCCCAAGAUGUUUUCCACUCUUUCUGCUUCUUUUUUUAUUUUUUUAAAUUUUAUUUCACCUUUAUUUAACCAGGUAAACCAGUUGAGAACAAGUUCUCAUUUACAACUGCGACCUGGCCAAGAUAAAGCAAAGCAGUGCGAUAAAAAACAACAACACAGAGUUACAUAUGGGGUAAAACAAAACAAAGUCAAAAAUACAACAGAAAUACAUAUAUAUACAGUGUGUGCAAAUGUAGCAAGUUAUGGAGGUAAGGCAAUAAAUAGACUCCAGGGUCUUAGACAGUGUGGCAGGGGCAGCCAGGCGCCCAUGCUGUUGGAGCCUUCCAGAGGAAGGCAUGUAGGGCCAGUUCCUCCUGAUCAGCCGUGGCAAACGGGGGGUACCCUUGUCUGGCGUAAUAAUGCAUAUCUGUAGCCAGGGCGCCAAGACUCUCAUCUCAAUUUCUCUUGCGACCUGCUAGCUUCUCUUGCAUGCUCUCGAUGGAGUCUCUACUGCCAAACCUCUGCCUCAAGGUGUUAGUUAGGGCAGAGCUGAGGUCUAGGAGGGCCUGUAGGUCCAGGGCAAGUAGGACCAGGCCAAGCUGCACAGUUAUUUCCUCUUCAGCCCAACCAUUAUGCCACACAGCUAGCUGAAACUAGGCUAGGUAGGGUUCCCAGAACUCCUCUGCCCUGUAGUGGGCCACCUUCAAUGUUCGGGUGGGCAUUCCUUGGACCACUGCCAUCUGGUCCAUGUCCGUCUCCAUGCCGCUGUGCAGGACAACGAGACACCGCACCUUCCUCCAGGUGGCGCUGUGGGGCGUGGUGAAGCAGGAAACCUCCACUGGCUUGGAGCAGGCUGUCCUGGUAUGAGCCCUCCGUGGGCGACUUGCCUGUUCCUCCCAGGAGCCGCUCAUCCUCCUUAUGUAGAAAAAAUCCUAAAUGCUUUUUUUUUUACAGAUUACAAAAAAUCAGACUCCAAAAUUGUAUAUCAUACACUGUGAUAGGAAGAAGCAUGGGAAAGUUAUUCUACUUUAAACGUUGAUAAACUUGUUAUCCCACUUAGGAGAUAAGUAGGAGAGAAUGCCCUUGAAAGAUUUUGUUGAGUGCUAGAGAGGUCUAAUUUGUUUACACCCAUUCAGCAUCGUUCACACCCUCUUAAGCAAUAGAUCACCCAUCUCUUUAAGAAUUCACAUUUAAAUGCAUGACAAACAGUCUGCAUGUUCAAACCCACCAUUAUCUCAGCCAAUCAUGGCUAGCCAGGAAGGAUCCUGUCUUUAUCCCUAUAUAGCUCAGUGCUUUCUCCUUGGCUAAACUAGGCUCAUAAUUUAACAUUUGUAUUCAUAUUUACGGAUCCCAUACAAGUUUGUAAUUAAGGCACAUGAAAGUUCAUCAGCCCCUGUUGGGCUGGCGUGUCACAUUGUUUGUCUUCAUUUAACCCUUUCCUGUCCUAGGUGGUGACCAUGGUCUUGGAGAGGGAGAACAUGACCCUGCCCAGGGUGUCUCUGAGCCCAGACACAGGGCGCAGUCUCAUGGGGCGCAGCCUGUCCCCUCAGAGUGCCCACCUGGACAUCACCCAGAUGAGGAACAACAGCUGCCCCACCAUCAUCACCCCCUUCUUCGUCAGGCCCAAGGACUACAGCUUUGUGUCUGACAGUAAGGGAAAUAUCAUUGACAAGGGAACUUUAGUAUAAGGGGAACACUGGUGCUUCGAGGGAUUGACCUCCGAAGCAAGGUUAUCAUUGUCCAUGGGUGAUGUUGCAUGAUUUCUAAUCCCUCCUUUAGAGCAGGGUUUCCCAAACUCAGUCCUGGAUCCACCAUCCAAGCCUCCAAGAUGAACUCUGACACACUUCAAUCCCCUAACCCCUCCACCCUACAGAUAACACUCUGGAGGUGACCUUGAAGAAGAGCCUGAAUGGCUUGGGCUUCAGCUUCCUGGUCCCUGAGCUCAACCCCUCAAAAGGAGACUCAGGCAGUAGUCUUGUCCGGAUCAAGAAGCUUUUCCCUGGCCAGCCAGCGGAGGAGAGUGGGCAGAUCCAGGAGGGAGACGUCAUCCUGGCAGUCAAUGGAGAACCGCUGAAGGGAUUGUCCUACCAGGUAAAUAUUAACGUAGACUGGUGUGACGUAAUACGACUGUACAACUGUAGCUACAACUGUGAGUUAGAAUACUGUAUAUGGGGGUGGGUGGGUUUGUGUUAAUCUGAGCAUAGGAAGACAGAGAUAUUGUGACAAUUUAGUGUGAGAGAAAGGGGUUUAGUUUCACCCAAUGUGAUUGGUUUGUUCAAUAGCACUGUAUCACCAUUAUCUGUGAUCAUUGUCUUUCAUUAUGACCAUUUAUCCCCUGAUGAAUAAAUACCAAUUAUGUUACAUCAAGCCAAUUGGGAGACACUAACUUAAAAUCCAAUUUUAUUUGCCACAUGCGCCAAAUACAACAGAUGUAGACUUGGUUAUUAACUAACAUUCAAUUGUAUUGUGGUGAAUCCAAGAGUACUUAGAUUCAGUGUACCUCAUUAACACAUGGUUGGGAUUCAUAAGUAAAGAUCUAAGAACAUGCACGCAGUGUACAGAUCCCUUCUCAGUGGUCAGCUCCUUAGUCCAUCUCUGGUCUUUCUUACCCAUAAUUACGUAAUUGCCUGGCUGUGGAUGACAUUGAGUGACUGUUCUCUCUAUGGCCUGUAGAGGGUGGUCAUGCUGCUGAGAGGCUCUCCUCCUGAAGUCCGGUUGUCUUUGUGCCGUCCUGCUCCAGGUAAAUACACAUCUGGACAGGGCAGACAACAUAAUCCAAUUAAAAUGUUUACACAACAGUUUUUCCUUUCACAAAGUAAUGUCAGAAUAGCUUUAAUUGAUAACAUUACUAUGUGAUGGUACAAUUUUUACAUUUAUAAGAACAUUUUCAUCUUUCACACUUAAAGAUCCAAUGCAGUCGUUUUUAUCUCAAUAUCAUAUCAUUUCUGGGUAACAAUUUAGUACCUUACUGUGACUGUUUUUAAUAAAAUGGUCAAAAAGAAACAAAAACAGAUUUUUAACAAAAAGCUGCUUCUCAAGCAGGAAUCCUUUGUUAUUGAUCUAACUCCAAUUCCCCACCCAUGCAAAACAAGGUGAAAUUUCAGGCGGUCUUUGCAAACAGCUCUUACCUUAAAUGGGCAUUGUCAUCAUUUUCACAAUUUCACAGUAUUAGUCCAACCUCAUAGUGUGGAAAUAUACAGGUAACUGCCAAAAUAAAGGAAACACCAACAUAAAGUUUCUUAAUAGGGCGUUGGGCCACCACGAGCCAACACAGCAUCAAUGCACCUUGGCAUAGAAUCUAAAAGUGCCAUGGUAGCCAAAAUAAUGGCCAAAAUAAUGCCCUGCCCAGCAUUUUUAAAUACUGAACAAAAACAUAAACGAAACAUGCAACAAUUUCAAAGAUUUUACUGAGUUACAGUUCAUAGAAGAAAAUCAGUCAAUAUAAAUAAAUAAAUUAGGCCCUAAUCUAUGGAUUUCACAUGACUGGGCAGGGGCACAGCCAUGGGUGGGCCUUGGAGGGCCAUAGGCCCACCCACUUGGGAGCCAGGUCCACCCACUGGGGAUUCAGACCCAGCCAAUCAGAAUACGUUUUUUCCCACAAAAGGGCUUUAUUAAAGACAGAAAUACUCCGCAGCACCCUCGCCCUCCCCCUCCUCAGACGAUCCUGCAGGUGGAAAAGCCGGAUGUGGAUUCCUGGGCUGGCGUGGUUACACGUGGUCUGCGGUUGUGAGGUCGGUUGGAUGUACUGCCAAAUUCUCGUAAAAACGACGUUGGAGGCGGCUUAUGGUAGAGAAAUUAACAUUCAAUUCUCUGGCAACAGCUCUGUUGGACAUUCCUGUAGUCAGCAUGCCAAUUGAAUGCUCCCUCAAAACUUGAGACAUCUGUGGCAUUGUGUGACAAAACGGCACAUUUUAGAGUUACCUUUUAUUGUCCCCAGCACAAGGUGCACCUGUGUAAUGAUCAUGCUGUUUAAUAAGCUUAUUGAUAUGCCACACCUGUCAGUUGGAUGGAUGAUCUUGGCAAAAGAGAAAUACUAACUAACAGGGAUGUAAACACAUUUGAACGCACAAUUUGAGAGAAAUAAGUUUUUUGUGUGUAUGGAACAUUUCUGGGAUCUUUUAUUUCAGCUCAUGAAAAAUGGGACUAACACUUGACCUAUUGUGUUUAUAUUUCUGUUCAGUAUACAUGACCCUAAGCAUGAUGGGAUGUUAAUUGCUUAAUUACCUCAGGAACCACACCUGUGUGGAAGCACCUGCUUUCAAUAUACUUUGUAUCCCUAAUUUACUUGUGUUUCCAUUAUGUUGGCAGUUACCUGUACACAGUACCUUCAGAAAGUAUUCAGACCCCUUGACUUUUUCCACAUCUUGUUACGUUACAGCCUUAUUCUAAAAUUGAUUAAAUAAAUAAAAAUCCUCAACAAUCUACCCACAAUACUCCGUAAUGACAAAGCGAAAAAAGGUUUUUAGAAAUACCUUAUUUACAUAAGUAUUAAGACCCUUUGCUAUGAGACUCGAAAUUCAGCUCAGGUGCAUCCUGUUUCCAUUGAUUAUCCUUGAGAUGUUUCUACAACUUCAUUGGAGUCCACCUGUGGUAAUUCAAUUGAUUGGACAUGAUUUGGAAGCCAUGAGGUCGAAGGAAUUGUCCGUAGAGCUCCGAGACAAGAUUGUGUCGAGGCACAGAUCUUGGGAAGGGUACCAAAAAAUAUCUGCAGCAUUGAAGAUCCCCAAGAACACAGUGGCCUCCAUCAUUCUUAAAUGGAAGUAGUUUGGAACCACCCAGACUCUUCCUAGAGCUGACCAAUCGGGGGAGAAAGGCCUUGGUCAGGGAGGUGACAAAGAACCCGAUGGUCACUCUGACAGAGCUGUAGAGUUCCUCUGUGGAGAUGGGAGAACCUUCCAGAAGGACAACUAUCUCUGCAGCACUCCACCAAUCAGGCCUUUAUGGUAGAGUGGCCAGACGGAAGCCACUCCCCAGUAAAAGGCACAUGACAGCCUGCUUGGAGUUUGCCAUAAGGCACCUAAAGACUCUCAGACCAUGACAAACAAGAUUCUCUGGUCUGAUGAAACUAAAAUGGAACUCUUUGGCCUGAAUGCCAAGCGUCACCUCUGGAGGAAACCUGGCACAAUCCCUACGGUGAGCAUGGUGGUGGCAGCAUCAUGCUGUGGGGAUAUUUUUCACCGGCAGGGACUGGGAGGCUAGUCAGGAUCGAGGCAAAGCUGAACGGAGCAAAGUACAGAGAGAUCCUUGAUGAAAACCUGCUCCAGAGCUCUCAGGACUUCAGACUGGGGUGAAGGUUCACCUUCCAACAGGACAACGACCCUAAGUACACAGCCAAGACAACGCAGGAGUGGCUUCGGGACAAGUCUCUGAAUGUCCUUGAGUGGCCCAGCCGGAGCCCGGACUUAAACCCGAUCGAACAUCUCUGGAGAGACCUGAAAAUAGCUGUGCAGCAACGCUCCCCAUCCAACCUGACAGAGCUUGAGAGGAUCUGCAGAGAAGAAUGGGAGAAACUCCCCAAAUCCAGGUGUGCCAAGCUUGUAGUGUCUUACCCAAGAAGACUCGAUGAUGUAAUCGCUGCCAAAGGUGCUUCAACAAAGUACUGAGUAAAGGGUCUGAAUAAUUAUGUAUAUUUCAAAUGUCAAGAAAUUCUAAAAACCUGUUUUUGCUUUGUCAUUAUUGGGUAUUGGGUGUAUUAAUGAGGGGAAAAAAACAUUUAAUCAAAUUUAGAAUAAGGCUGUAACGUAAGAAAAUGUGGAAAAAGUCAAGGGGUCUGAAUACUUUCCGAAGGCACUGUAUACUGUAAAACACAGGAAAAUCACGUUUUUGACUGCAUUGCCUCUUUAAAGAAGUUGCCUUUUUAUUCAUAGGCUAUAAUAUCAAACUCCAUGUAUUUGUGUUUUUUCUUCCUUUUCCUUCCAUUUUUAUCUCUUCCAAGGAAUUCUGCCUCCCAUUGAAACAAUUCUUAGCACCUGAGUGAUGUAACACCACAGUACGUGAGCACCAAUGGGAGUUCCGGAAUAUACUUCCUGAGAGACAGACAGGAGAUCUUCGAGGAGCAGGACAAGUGGAGAUCUGUCCAGAAGAAAGAGCAGGACGGGGGAGACGCCUGACCCUCCCUACACUGCAGCAGAGCCUUGGCCUGACGGACUACAGUACCCACCUAGAUGGUGGGUUGAUG
This is a messenger RNA of Coregonus sp. 'balchen', 25653 nucleotides long. NCBI's taxonomy places the organism in Eukaryota, Metazoa, Chordata, Actinopteri, Salmoniformes, Salmonidae. The record is from the annotation of a GenBank genome assembly.